Molecule: messenger RNA, 3327 nt
Organism: Sebastes umbrosus (honeycomb rockfish)
Lineage: Eukaryota; Metazoa; Chordata; Actinopteri; Perciformes; Sebastidae
Product: actin filament-associated protein 1-like 1
Exons: 19
Coding region: 180-2492 (770 amino acids)
Cellular component (GO): cytosol
Molecular function (GO): SH3 domain binding
Source: RefSeq, a predicted model, not a curated record
CAGGAUGUCAGCGUUGAACAUGAAAACAAUUAUUUUUCAAAGAAAGCUUGAAAUGUCCAAACUGAACGUGGGAUUUAAUCUGUGGUGGUGCAGGGACGAGGGAACGGACUCACUCAUACACAAAAAGACUCUGAGGCGGACAAAACGAACAGGGCGAUGUGUUCGCAAGUGUGUUAAAUAUGUCCACCCUGUCAGCUGUUGCAACAGGCGUUGCGAUGGAGCGACUUGUGAAUGAGCUAGGCUCUCUGCUGAAGAUGCUGGACCGAGAGACGGUCAGUCCUGCCACUGCUGACAAGAUGGCCUCCGUACGUAACAUCCUGGACUCCAUGUCAGUCAAUGGAUCAGACGUCUACAUGAACAGCUGUCUCUACGGCAACGGCACCAGUUUUGUAGAGUCUCUGUUUGAGGAUUUUGACUGUGAUUUGCACAUGCUCAGUGCAUCUCCAAUGGAGCAGAAAGAGGACAAAGAGGAAGAGGAGAAGACUCAUCCUAAUAAAUCUACGCCGACUGACACGCCCCCUCCUGUGCCAACAACUCCCCUUCCUGAUGACUACUAUGAAGAGGCUGUUCCUCUAGAUCCUGGGUCCACCCCUCAGUACUUCACCACCAACAUGAACAAUUCCAGGAACUCUGUGGAGGAUGCCUACUAUGAAGAUGCGGACAAUAACUACCCCAUCACCAGGAUCAAUGGGCCGCCCAAAAACUCCUACAAUGACUCCGAUGCUCUGAGCAGCUCCUACGAGUCUUACGAAGAAGAAGAGGACGAAGAGGCCAAAGGGCGAGAACAAACUCAGAGAUGGACGGCGGAGGAGAGUACCGAUGGACCAGUCAAGGACUGCCGCAUCUGUGCCUUCCUGCUGCGAAAGAAGCGCUUUGGCCAGUGGGCUAAACAGCUAGUCGUUGUCCGAGACAAUAAACUGCAGUGCUAUAAGAGCAUCAAAGAGAGCACUCCACACACAGAGCUCCCGCUGAAUCUGUGCAACGUCAUCUACGUCCCAAAGGAAGGCCGCAAAAAGAGACACGAGUUGCGCUUCUCGUUGCCUGGAGGCGAAGCUCUGGUCCUGGCUGUUCAGAGUAAAGAGCAGGCCCAGCGGUGGCUCAAGGUGGUGCAAGAUGUUGGCAGCCAAUGUAGCAACACUGAAGGACUGGACAUAUCCACUUCUCCCAUUAUACAAAGGAAGUUGGAGCUUGACAAGGUGCUGCUGUGUGAGCGGCAGGCGUCAGACUCAGACAGCGGGCCAACAGCAGAAAACCAGUCGAUUGCACAGGGAUCAGGACGGGACACAAUUGAUUCACUGAACAGGGGAAAGCGCGGGACGUUCUCCGAGCUAACGGGGUCGAUGAGCCGAGCAGCUGGGAAGAAAAUCAACCGAAUCAUCACUUUCUCCAAACGGAAACCUCCUUUACCGGGAGACCCUCCUUCGUCUUCCGGUCACCAUGACAACCCACGCUGUGGCUUCCUCAGUGUGUGUCUGAGCGGCUCUUGGAAGGAGCGUUGGUGUGUUGUGCGAGAAGGAAGCUUGUACUUGCAGAAGGACCCCGGGGACCAGCGGCCACCGGUCGCCGUGGUACCGCUCAAAGGUGCAGAGGUGGUGACGGGCGGCCUCGGCGCCAAACAUCCCUUCUCCUUCUGCAUCCUGCAGGCAGGCAGCGAACUAGCAUCUUUAGAGGCCAGCUGCUCAGAAGAUCUCGGCCGCUGGCUGGGUGUGUUGUUCGCAGAGACCGGCAGCACCACUCUCCCUGAAGAGCUGCACUAUGACUACAUCGACGUGGACACGCUCACUGACAUCCGGCACGCUGCCAGACACUCUUUCCUGUGGGCCACUACCACUGGUACUUCCUCCAGCAGCGCCUCGACAGACUCCAGAACAUAUGAUGAGGUCUAUGAAAGUGUUGCGGAGGAGGAUGUUGAGAGCAGAGCUGGACAGGUGAGACGUCAUGCCUCCUUCUCCAGCAGGGACUCUGAAAAAACUGAACAACAGGCCGCCAUCAAGAGACACGCCUCCAAUGUAAAUCACUAUGCACGAUAUGGGAAGACGCGUGCAGAAGAGGAUGCCAGGCGGUACCUGACUCAGAAAGAGGAGCUGGAGAAGCAAAAGGAAGAGCUCAGACAUGCUCUGAUUUCCCUCCGCAGGGAGAAGAAGGAGGUGAAGGAGAUGAAGAGUGUUACAGGUCAUGGUGUGGAACAGCGGUUAGCCAAGCUGGAGACGCUGUGUAAACAGAAAGAGGAGGAGAGGGUGGAGCUGGAGCUCAGACUGACAGAGGUCAAAGAAAACCUGAAGAAAUCACUGGCUAGAGGAGCUCUGGGUCCUCCCACUGACACCAAGAUCAGCAUGAAGGCACAGGGCAGUAAGGUGGAAAAGGUUUAUAAUGAGACUGUGCCCAUCAACUCUGCAAGUGAGCUGCGUAAACGCCCGCCGACUCUUUACGCCUCCUCCAAGGGCAACGUCCUGCAGAAGGCAAAGGAGUGGGAGUCAAAGAAGGGGACCUAGAUUGAACAAAAACAGAUCGACAGAUGGAUUCAUGGAGGGAGAAAAACUGAGCUGUGACAGAAGGAUGUGUAGAAGAAGAAGAAACAAAUGAAGAUAACUGACACUGAGAAGGAGGAAGAAGAGGAGAAAGAGGGAAGAGGACACUAACAUAAUCUUCCCUCAUCUUACGAAAAAGAAAAAGAGGAAUCUUUGCAAGUACAGGCAGCAUGGUGCUCAACCACUGUAAAUAUCACUGAUGUACCAGUACAGUAGUAAUGUGGAUCACUAUGAACAUGAAGAUAUAUAUAUAUAAAUGUUUGUGUGAGUUUGCAUGUGUGUUUACAUUUGCACAGGGCUGCAGAAAGUGAAAAUGUGAUUAUUUCAUAGAAAUGCAUCACAAAGGGAGAGUGUGGUUCAUCAACACUGUGAGUUACAGGCAAGACUUCCACUGAUUUUAUUCCUUUUUUACAGGAUACUUGUCAAUGUAAAAUUAAAAAAGUAAAGAAAUGAUUAAUAUUAUUACCUUAAGUUAUCUUUAUUAGUGAGAGAAGUGUCCCACAUCUUGUGAGGUGUAUUUAAACCAGUAGGAAAACAGCAUAUUGAGUAUGACACUGUUCCUGAAACAAAUGUUUAUUAUUGUAAUGUGAAACUAUUGGUUUUUAACCAUUACAUGUGUAUGUUUUUCAUAUUUGCCUUUUGCACUUUAUCUUGUUGUAUUUUGUGAUUACACAAAUGUCUUUGACAAAUUUGCUUUAGCGCCCCACUUCAGAAUCGUGAGGAUAACUGCCCGUGUCUGCUUUCAUCACAGAGAUAUGAACAAACACACAUGUUGGAGUAAAUGAUUACUUUACCAAGA